CACAUGAGCAUGGAGUACCACCACCACAACGUUCACAACGCCAACACGCAUCGUAGAAUCGUCGUCGUUUCUCUAUCGACGCGUUAUACUCCGCUAUAUCCGGAGCAGACUUGCGCGGUACGAAACAAUCGUUCGUAAGACGUCUGUGUGUAAACGUCUCUCCGCGUUAUUCCUUCGUUCCGUAUUUAAUUAUUGUAAAACGUGAUUUCAUUCUUACCGAUGUGCUGAAAUUGUUAAAAAAUACACAACCGAAACUUUCUGGCAGACUUGCUUUAAUAAAGUGGACUUCAUUUUUUUCAUAUUUUAACUCAGUGUUUGUUUGAUAUUCUUUACGUGGUUUUGACUGUAUUCUUUUCCCGAUCUUGAAACAGAUCCCCGUCUUCCUCCCGAUCGUUUUAACGUGCUGUUCUCGGUUACUACCUGCCCCGGGUCGAAAUAAUGGCAGAACGAAGGGGCACGAAAGCGCUUGAACUUUGGUGUAGGCGGAUGGUCGAAGGUUAUCCGGGGGUCAAAAUUGACAACAUGACUACAUCGUGGCGCGACGGACUCGCUUUUUGCGCCAUUAUUCAUCAUUUUCAUCCUGAAUUAAUUGAUUUCGCCAAACUCAACAAGGACAACAUCUACGACAACAACGAACUUGCAUUCACAGUGGCCGAAAAACACUUAGGGAUUCCAGCCCUUUUAGAUCCCGAAGAUAUGGUCGAAUACGAUGUUCCUGAUCGAUUAUCAAUACUCACAUACGUCGCGCAGUUUUAUAGAACUUUCGCCUCAUCUCAAGCUUCAUCUCCGUCACGAAUGGUUCCUAAAAGAACGGCCACAGCAUCUGAAAGAGGAAUUGUAUCUCCAGCUUCAACGAGUCCACCAACAAAAAUAAUUCAUAAAGUUGGUAUACCUCGACGCGAUCCUUGUACAAAAUGCGGUCUUCCGGUUUUCAUAGCUGAGCGUUUAAACGUAGGCAAAGGUAGCCUUUUUCAUCGUACAUGCUUUAGAUGCGCACGUUGCAACUCUCAACUUUCAUUAGCAAACUAUUACGAAACGGAUUCAAAUCAAUUUUGUUGCGAAACGUGUCCCGACGAAGAAACACCAUCACCAAUAACAACAAUCACGCGCUCACUCAGCGACGAAGAAAAAUCUAACAACAAUAAAUCAAAUAAACCAAACAUUAGUUGUAAUAACAAUAACCAUAGUGAUUCUUAUAGUUGUAAUUUUGAGACUGCUUUAGAAAGUGCGAAUUUAUCGUUAAAUUCAACAAAAAAUAGUGAUUUAACAUCGAUUAGUAAUGAAUUCGUUACGGCAAGGUCAAAGUUUCUAACAAUGCAAGUUGAUGAAGAAGAAAAACCUCCCGAAUUGCCAAAAACAAAUCCCCCCGAUUUAAAAAAGACACAAAGUACUCAACCGGAAGAAAGUAUUGAUAGUGUAAAUAAAAAUUUAUUAAAAAAUAGUGAUAAUAAAAAUAAUAAUGAUAAUAAAGACAUGAAAAACGUUGUUACCAAAGAUGUUUUGAACGAUUCCAAUUUAACAAAACCGACAUCCGUUCGGGAUCGAAUGAAAUUAUUUGAAACACCUAUUAGUGAAGUUCCAAUGGCAACUUCUGAGAAAAAGAACACAACAAAUAUUAUCAAAUAUGACGAUAUUGAUACGUCUUCACCCUUAAAUGAUGCUACAACAAACAAAAUUAAUAGAAUUAGUUUGUCACCUAUAAACGCUGAAACAUCAAAAUUAACUGAGUCAUCAUCAUUACCAUCAUCACCAUCACCAUCAAAACUAAAUAUACUUUUAGAAAAACAAUUGUUAAAAAAAUCACUUACAUCUCCAUCAAUAAAUAGUGAUUUGGGAAUAACUAAAGUUUUAUCAUCAGAAAGAAAUCAAGAUUUAACUCCAGAAAAUGUUAAUGUAUUAUCAAAAUUGCAAGAAAAACCACCUCAUUUACCACAAAAAUCACCUGAAGUUAAAAUAAAUCAAGAUUUAACUCCAAAAGAUGAUAUUAUCUUCCAUAAAAAAUCGGAUAUUGAAGAAAUUCGAGAUGUAAGUUUAAUAGAAGCUAAAAUAGUAGAUGUGAGUGGUGUUUUAGAUACUGCACCCGCUGUUGAUGUUGUAGCUUCAUUAGAAAUUGUUGAUACAAAUGUUGAAAAUCAUGUUGAUGAUGAUGUUUCAGAGAAAUUCCUGGAGGAAAACGAUUCGAAAGACGAAAUUGGUGAAAUAUCUGGAGAUGGAGAUUUAAAGAGAAAUGAAUCGAGCGUUACUAAAUCGUUGUGUGAUGAAUUUACGAGCGAUGAUGUUAUUAUCAUCGAUGAUAGUGACGAUAUUAAUAAUUCUCAAGAUUACCAAAAUACUCAAGAUAAUAUUAUAAUUGAAAUAUCAAGUGAUCAAUUAAGUCAAGAUAUUAUUGAAAUUUCUCAUGAGAAAUUAGCUUAUCCUGAAGAUCUAAAUCCAUUUGGUGAAGUAGAUGAAGAAGAAAGUAAUAAAGAAUGUCUAAAACAAGAAAAAAUUGAAACUAUUUCAUCUUUGGUAAACCAUCAAAAAUCUUUAAAUCCUUUCGAUGAAGAUGACGAUGAUGAAGAAAUUGAAGAUAUUCCCAAGAAAAGUCAAGAUGUUCCUCAAAAACCCAUUCCAUUAACGAGAAAAAAUAUUCCCGAUUCGAAAAGAGAACACGUUAAGAAAGAAGUAAGUUUAAAUCCUUUCGAUAGUGAUGAUGAGGAUGACGAAAAUGUUGAAGAUGAUAAAAAAAUGAUCGAGAAUGAGAUUAAACCGCCCGUCAAAAAGGUGAUUGCUGCUCCUGUUCUUGAAUUAAAUCAAGAUUUACAAGAUUCGAUUUAUGUGAAAAGAAUUAGUUUAAGUCCUAGUGUUGUUGGUCAAUAUAAACAAAUCAAUGUUAAAAAGAAAGUUGUUGCCGCUCCCCGGCUUACUUUAAAUUCGCUUUGGACGGAUCACGAUGAUUGCGAUGAUGAUGACGAUAAUUUAAAAUAUCCAGUUCCUACACCAAGGAAAAUAAGAAACAAUCAGGAAACGCCAGAAAGAAAAUUACGGGAUCAACAUCUUCCUGCAAUUUACGGCUCGAAUUCUUCGUUAUCAAGCGCGACUUCCGGCGGGCAAUCGGUGAGAAAGAAAAAACCGGCGCCACGGCCGCCCAUUUUAAGUCCUGAAUCAACUCAAAGUUCAUUAACUUCAAGCCCAAGCACGAGUGCUCAACAUUCCCCGAGAUUAUCAUCGUCGAAAAAUCGUAAAACAAAGAGAGCCCCACCUCCACCCACUCACCAAAGAAAUCUUUUCGAAGUAAAAAAUGAUCUAACAUUUAUAGAACGUGAAAAUAUGAUUCGAGAAUCAUCGUGGGAAGAAGAAAAGGAAAUUAAAAACGUUGAAAAUCAAAAACGUCAAAGUAUUUCCGACGAUUCUGAUCAUCAUCCACAAAGACCUUCAUACAUUCCAAAUAAAAGUACAUAUGGCAAAUGGAAAAAGAAAAAGGGUCCUGCUCCAUCUCGUCCAAUUCCACAAAAACGCAACGUUAAACAAUUACCGGUUAAAGAGAUUAAAAAGGAAUUGGAUUUGAUUGAAUUACAACAACAAGGUUUAGAAAAACAAGGUGUUAGAUUAGAACAAAUAAUACGCGAACGAUGUGAAGGACCUUUAUUAGAUCCAAAUGAAAUCGAUCCAAUAGAAGUAGAUGAUUUAAUGUUACAAUUAUUCGAAGUCGUUAAUGAAAAAAAUGAAUUAUGUCGAAGACAAGCGGAAUUAAUGUAUUUAAGACGUCAACAUCGUUUAGAAGAAGAACACGCUGACGUUGAAUAUCAAUUACGUUGUUUGAUGAUGGAACCUGAAGCUACUAAAACCGAUAGUGAUAAAGCAAGGGAAGAAGAAUUAAUUGCUCGAAUAGUUGAAAUUGUUGAACGUAGAAAUGAAAUUGUUGAAUGUUUAGAAAUCGAUCGAUUAAGAGAGAAUGAUGAAGAUAAUAGUAUUACUAAUUCAAUGAAUGAUUACGCCGCGAAAAGAGAUGAGGGAUUAAACGUUAUUGAAAAUGUUGAUAAAAAGGAGAAAAAGAAGAAGAAAAAACUUAAAAUCAAUUUUUCUAAAAAGACUGAUCUCGAUAAAGAUGUCGACGAAAGUGAAUCAACCUCGAAUAAGGAAAAGAAAAAGAAAAAAUUUGCUUUGUUCUAGAUUUUUUAAGAUUGUAGAGAAGUAUUUUUGUAAUGUAG
Molecule: messenger RNA, 4190 nt
Organism: Onthophagus taurus
Lineage: Eukaryota; Metazoa; Arthropoda; Insecta; Coleoptera; Scarabaeidae
Gene: MICAL-like
Product: MICAL-like protein
Molecular function (GO): protein binding
Source: RefSeq, a predicted model, not a curated record